Molecule: messenger RNA, 5045 nt
Organism: Drosophila eugracilis
Lineage: Eukaryota; Metazoa; Arthropoda; Insecta; Diptera; Drosophilidae
Source: RefSeq, a predicted model, not a curated record
UUUGCUCUCACAGAGACACAAAAACCAAGCAAAGCAAUCAACAAAUCAGCUGUCUCGAAAAAAUUUGUUUUUUCUUUUCAUUUUUCGCAAUAAAAAGAGUCAUAAAUGAUUUUCCGUUGCUAGAUAAAAAGUGACGAGUGUGGAGCUAGCAUUUGACCGUCGAACAUGGAGAGCUUGCAGGUGAACACGAGUAGCGGACCGGUGUGCGGAAAGCUGUGUAUGGGUGUUUACGGCAAUGAGUACGUCAGUUUUGAGCGUAUUCCAUAUGCGCAGCCGCCGGUGGGUCCGCUACGGUUUAUGGCACCGCUGCCCGUGGAGCCCUGGUCUCAGCCAUUGGAUUGCACAAAGCCGGGCCAGAAGCCACUCCAAUUUAAUCACUACACUAAGGCGCUGGAGGGCGUAGAAGAUUGCCUGUAUCUUAAUGUCUACGCCAAGGAGCUCAACUCGGCGAGUCCACUGCCGUUGAUAGUCUACUUUUUUGGCGGCGGUUUUGAAAAGGGCGAUCCCACCAAGGAACUGCACAGUCCUGACUACUUUAUGAUGCGCGAUGUGGUCGUGGUUACGGUUUCCUAUCGCGUGGGCCCUCUGGGAUUUCUGAGCCUGAAUGAUCCUGCCGUCGGAGUUCCUGGAAAUGCUGGUCUGAAGGAUCAGUUUCUAGCAAUGAAGUGGAUCAAAGAGAAUGCGGCCAACUUCAAUGCGGAUCCCAAAAAUGUGACUGCUUUUGGCGAAAGUGCCGGAGCUGCCUCUGUCCAUUAUUUGAUGCUAAAUCCUAAGGCUGAGGGAUUGUUCCAAAAGGCUAUCUUGCAAUCGGGAAAUGUGCUCUGUUCUUGGGCCCUGUGUCCCAUCAAGGAUCUGCCCCAUCGGUUGGCAGCGAACUUGGGAAUGGAAAGUGCCGAACAUGUGACCGAUGCCAUGGUUUUGGACUUCCUGCAGAGUUUACCAGGGGAGAAACUCGUUCGACCAUAUCUACUUAGUGAAGCGGAGCACUUGGACGACUGCGUCUUCCAGUUUGGACCCAUGGUGGAGCCGUACAAAACGGAGCACUGCGUACUGGCCAAACAUCCGCAGGAUCUGCUUGGCAAGGCUUGGGGAAACAGAAUUCCAAUGCUGAUAAGCGGCACUUCCUUCGAGGGGCUGCUGAUGUACGCACGGGUGCAAAUUGCCCCAUAUCUGCUGACUAGCCUAAAGAAGGAACCGGAGCACAUGCUGCCGCUGGAUGUAAAGCGAAGUCUUCCCCAGGCUCUGGCUCGACAUCUUGGUCAGCGACUUCAGGAUACCCACUUUGGAGAAAGCGAUCCGUCAUCCAUGUCACCGGAAUCUUUAAAAGCUUACUGCGAGUAUGCCAGCUACAAGGUCUUUUGGCAUCCCAUCCUGAAAACUGUAAAGUCUCGGCUUACCAAUUCAAGGGCUGCAACCUACUUGUACCGCUUUGACUUUGACUCGCCCACGUUCAACCACCAGCGAUUGAAGUAUUGUGGCGACAAGUUGCGGGGCGUGGCCCAUGUCGAUGAUCAUUCCUAUCUGUGGUUUGGAGAUUUCUCCUGGAAGCUGGACAAGCACACGCCCGAGUUCCUUACCAUCGAACGGAUGAUAGACAUGGUGACAAGCUUCGCAAAGACGUCGAAUCCUAACUGUCAGCUUAUCAAGGAGCAGCUUCCUCGGACCAAAGAAUGGAAGCCUCUGAACAUAAAAUCCUCUUUGGAGUGCCUAAACAUCUCGGAGAGCAUUAAACUGAUUGAACUGCCAGAACUGCAGAAGCUAAGGGUUUGGGAGAGUGUCUGCCAAUCAUCAGACUACAAGGAAGUUUCUCCUGUGGUCCAAACGACCCAUGGAAAAGUGAAGGGAACACUUCUGAAGGGCAUCUAUGACGAUCAGUUCUACGCUUUUGAUGGCAUUCCAUAUGCUGUUCCUCCACUCGGAACUCUCCGCUUUAAGGAGCCCCACGCUCUUAAGCCAUGGCAUGGAAUUCGAGAUUGCUCCAAGCCAUUAAACAAGUGCCUUCAAGUUAGCUCCGUAACCAAGUUGGUGGAAGGCUCCGAGGACUGCCUUUACCUUAAUAUAUCAGUUAAAACUCUGAUCGGCGAUCCUAUGCCCAUAAUGGUUUAUAUCCAUGGAGGUGCCUUUAAGGGCGGUGAUUCUUCGAGACGGGCUUGGGGUCCGGACUAUUUUAUGAAGGAAAACGUUGUCUAUAUAAGCAUUGGCCAUCGGCUGGGACCAUUGGGUUUUCUGAGUUUUGAGGACCCAACUCUAGAAAUUCCCGGCAAUGCUGGUCUUAAGGACGUAAUAUUGGGUCUUGAAUGGAUCAAGGCAAAUGCUGUUAACUUCAAUGGAGACCCUGAUAGAAUUACUAUUUUUGGUCACAGCUCCGGCAGCAUGACCGUUCAAUUGCUGUUGGCAAGUCCCCGAGCAGAAGGACUGUUCCACAGAGCCAUACUUUUGGCUGGAAUAUCCCUGGAAGUCAAUCGUCUGCCGCAAAUGGAAUACCGUCUGGCCAAACAUUUGGGAUACGAAGGAGAGAACAUCGAUAGCCAGGUUUUAGAGUUCCUUUUGAAGGCAGAUCCGCAUCUCCUCGUCUCUGCUGAUUUUUUUACUCCCGUGGAGAAAAGUCAAGGGAUUUCUAUGGCCUUCAGGCCGAGUAUAGAGAGCUAUGUGACUCCAAAUGCUGUUCUUUUAGCGGAACCCAUUGACCUCCAGCGAACAUCUUGGAGCAAUCGAAUUCCCAUCAUCUUGGGCGCCAACAGUGGCGAGGGCAUGACUGUCAUAAACUUCUUGAAAUUGAAUCCGACAUGGCUGAAGAACUUUCAGCACAAUCCAGAGCGUGCAUUACCGUGGACCCUAAGAAGUCGCUGUGAUCCCGGCCAGCGGCGUCAGUUGGGUCAAGAGCUGAUCCACCACUUCUGCCAGGCCCACGGACAUGAGUUGACUUUGAAUCACGGAAAUGCUAUAAUGGACCUCUUUAACCAUGGCUUUGUGCAUACAUUAGACCGAUUGAUCCAAUCCAGAUUGACUUACGGGCAGGCACCCACUUACCUUUAUCGCUUCGAUUUCGAUUCCCCGGACUUUAAUUUCUACAGGAUUCGCUUUAUGGGUAAAGAGCAGCGGGGAGUGGGUCAUGUGGACGAACUGGGAUACAUUUUCGUGCUCCCCGCCACCUUUAAGUUGGACAAAUCUCGACCAGAGUUCACUGCCAUCUGUCAAAUGGUUGCCAUGUUUGUUCACUUCGCAGCCACAUCAGAUCCCAAUGCUCCACUAACUAAGGAACUGGUGGAAUGGAAGCCAGUGACUCGAUUUGGCAAACGAAUGGUUCUCAACAUCAGUGAGGAACUAAAGUUUAUUCCCCAUCCAGAUAUGCCGAAGCUAAAUUUAGAAACAUGGGAACUUUCUUUGCCCCUGGGUCAAAUUAAGGGCGUUAAACGACUUAGUCUCUAUGAUGACACGUACUUUAGCUUCGAAAAGAUUCCCUUUGCGAAGCCCCCACUGGGAGAAUUGAGAUUCAAAGCUCCAGUGCCAGCAGAACCAUGGAGCGGAGUGUUGGACUGCACCCACUAUGCGGAGAAGCCAACCCAGAGGAAUUUGUUGACUAGAGUUAUUGAAGGAACAGAGGACUGCUUGUAUCUGAACGUCUAUUCUAAACAGUUGAAGAGUGACAAGCCAUUGCCGGUAAUGGUCUACAUUUACGGCGGGGCCUUCACCGUGGGCGAGGCAACCCGUGAACUGUACGGCCCAGACUAUUUCAUGGCCAAAGAUGUGGUCCUGGUAACGCUAAACUAUCGCGUCGAUUGUUUGGGAUUUCUGUCCCUCAAGGAUCCCAGCCUGAAGAUUCCCGGAAAUGCAGGCCUUAAGGAUCAGGUUCUGGCUCUAAAGUGGGUCAAGCAGUACAUCUCCCACUUCAAUGGCGAUGAAAAUAACAUUACCGUUUUCGGAGAGAGUGCCGGCGGAUGUUCCACCCACUUUAUGAUGUGCACGGAACAGACCAGGGGACUGUUUCACAAAGCCAUUCCCAUGUCGGGAACAGUGCACAACUACUGGUCGGAUAAUCCGAGUGAGGACUUUGCUUUCCGCCUGGCGCAGAAGUAUGGGUUCACUGGCGAGAAUAACGAUUCUAAGGUGCUAGAGCAUCUUCGCGGAGUUCCGGCUAAAGAUCUUGUGAAUCACGAUCUGUUAGGACCUCAACACCGUAGGAACGGUCUGAUCUUUGCCUUUGGACCUACUGUGGAGUCCUAUGUGGGUGAAGAUUGUGUGGUUCCCAAGCCACCAGUGGAAUUGGCAAGGGAUGCCUGGUCCAACGAUAUACCCAUCAUGCUGGGUGGCACUUCAUUCGAGGGGCUUUUUAUGUAUCCCGCAGUAUCUGCUAAUCUCAAGGGAUUGGACAACCUUAAUCAGGACCCUUUGAGGCUAGUUCCUAAGGAUGUCCGAGAAGUAAGCAGCGAAAAGGAAAACCUGGAGUAUAGUCAGCGUCUGAUCAAAGCCUACUUUGGAGAAUCCCCACCCAGUGCAAAACUCUUCAUGAAUAUUCUUGAUUUCUAUUCCUACAAGGUCUUCUGGCAUGGUUUCAAUCGCACACUGAACGCAAGACUCGCCUAUGCUAAGGCGCCCACUUACUACUACCGCUUCGACUUUGAUUCUCCGAACUUUAACUUCUAUCGGGCUAAGUUCUGUGGGGAAAACAUAAAGAGUGGUGUGGCCCAUGCUGAUGACCUAAGCUAUUUGUUCAGGAACGCAGCAGCUUGGAAACUGGAAAAGUCAACAGCGGAAUAUCGCACCAUUGAAAGAAUGGUUGGCAUUUGGACAGCUUUCGCAGCGACCUCGAAUCCGAACUGUCCGGAAAUUGGUAAUUUGGAUUGGAAACCAUCGACCAAAGAUGAUCCCAAGCGAGUUCUUAAUAUCAGCACCGAAGUUACGAUAGUCGAUUUGCCCGAGUAUGAAAAACUUCAAAUUUGGGAUGGUAUCUAUAAACCGGACCAACUGAUCUGAACAGUGAAGAAUGCUAAAAAGAUGUAUUACCUUACGACCAAUUAAUAAACACAGUUUUUAUGUCAAUUUAA